Molecule: messenger RNA, 3636 nt
Organism: Carcharodon carcharias (great white shark)
Lineage: Eukaryota; Metazoa; Chordata; Chondrichthyes; Lamniformes; Lamnidae
Product: catenin delta-2-like
Exons: 21
Coding region: 1-3636 (1211 amino acids)
Biological process (GO): cell-cell junction assembly; dendritic spine morphogenesis; cell-cell adhesion
Cellular component (GO): plasma membrane; nucleus; postsynaptic density
Molecular function (GO): cadherin binding
Source: RefSeq, a predicted model, not a curated record
AUGCCAGUUCCAGACCAGCCAUCUGUAUCUGAAAAAAAUAGCUUGCUGAGCCCCAUGCUGACUGCUUCCAAUGGAGAUGGUUCUGAGCCAGAGACCACUUCUGCCAUUCUGGCUUCAGUCAAAGAACAGGAGCUGCAGUUUGAGAGACUAACCAGAGAGCUGGAAGCCGAGCGCCAGAUUGUCGCCAGCCAGUUGGAGCGAUGCAAACUGGGAUCUGACACAGGCAGCAUGAGCAGCAUUAGUUCGACAGAGGAUUCCUUUCGCUGGCACAUACAAGAUGCACAGAAAGGUGCAGAUGAUGAAAUCGCCAGCGGCUUGGAGUUGGUGGACUCUUGCCUGAGGUCCCUGCAAGAGUCGGGAAUACUAGACCAUCACGAAUACUCUUCAACUGAAAGGUCCAAUCCUCUCUCCCAGAGUGCCUCACAGAUCAAUGCCAACCCAGAAGGGUCCUACCAGUACUCGGGCAGUUACCAUAGCAACCAGACCCUCUCUCGAGGUGACUCAACCACAUCGCAGCUCUCUGGGAGGACCUCCAGUGGUCAGAUUGGAGCAGGAGUCGGUAUUCAUAACUAUAGUCAGGUUAACCGUGUUGGUGAUGGUAGUCGUACAUCAGGAUCUGAGAGCUCCCCAUCCCACUCUGCAUCGCAGUCCAGGGAGGCUUUUGUGCAAAGCCAUGGGAGUGCCUUCCGCCUGCCUGACCCUCAGCAUCCAUCUUCAGUCUACUAUGUCAGUGCCACGCUUCCCGCUCAGAGGGUGAGCUCACCCAUGUCCCUGCAGCGCACAGGCUCACCACCUAAGCUCCAGCGAGCGGGCUCAACUGCGGAGAGUGGUGUCUACAGUGCCCAGCGGCUUGCCUCCCCCAAGCAAACGGCCUCACCCAGCCGGCUUUCCAAGUCCUACAGCACAAGCUCCCCGGUCAACAUUGUGGUGUCCUCAGCCGCCCUCUCCCCCUCGCCCCCAGCCAUCGCUGCGACCUCGCCCGCGCACCAGGCCAGCUCAUCCCAGCCCAGCUAUGCCACGCUUUCGCCCACCAAACGCCUUGGCCAUGCAUCUGAUCUGUACGGCAAACACCCACAGGAGCUGUAUGAGCGCUCGACUCUACAGAGGCCCGGCAGCUUGGCAGCCAGUUCCCGUGCCUCCUACAGCAGCCAGCACAGCCACCUGGGCCCUGACCUGCGCCCACUGCAGUCUCCAGAGCACCACAUCGACCCUAUAUAUGAAGAUAGAGUCUAUCAAAAGCCCCCAAUGAGGAGCCUAAGUCAAAGUCAAGGAGACCCGCUGCAGGCAUCUCUUACAGGGACAUAUCGUACUAGUACAGCCCCGUCCUCCCCUGCUGUUGACUCCGUACCCUUGCAGCGCACGGGCAGCCAGAACACGGCGACCUACCAGAGGCCCAGCUAUGCCACCGGCCCGGCAGCCAAUUAUGGGGACCCUUACCGGACACUGCAGUACUGUCCUUCGGUAGAAUCGCCGUACAGCAAGUCUGGACCAGCCAUCCCACCUGAGGGCACAUUGGCACGGUCACCUUCCAUUGACAGCAUUCAGAAGGAUCCCAGGGAGUUUGGUUGGCGGGAUCCUGAGCUGCCAGAGGUCAUCCAGAUGUUGCAGCAUCAGUUUCCUUCAGUGCAGUCCAAUGCAGCAGCCUACCUGCAACACCUGUGCUUUGGAGACAAUAAGAUCAAAGCGGAGAUAAGAAGACAAGGUGGAAUCCAAUUGCUGGUAGACCUGUUGGACCAUCGGAUGCAAGAAGUGCAUCGCAGUGCCUGUGGUGCCCUCAGAAACCUGGUAUAUGGGAAGGCAAAUGAUGACAACAAAAUUGCCUUGAAAAACUGCGGUGGGAUUCCUGCACUGGUGCGACUGCUUCGGAAGACUCCUGACGUGGAGAUCAGGGAGCUGGUUACAGGUGUCUUGUGGAACCUGUCAUCAUGCGAUGCACUGAAGAUGCCAAUUAUCCAGGAUGCACUUGUAGUGCUUACCAACACGAUCAUUAUUCCACACUCAGGCUGGGAUAUUUCGCCUCACCAGGAAGACCGGAAAAUUCAGCUCCACACAUCAAUGGUCUUGCGGAAUGCCACUGGGUGCCUGAGGAAUGUGAGUUCGGCUGGUGAGGAGGCACGGAGAAGGAUGAGAGAGUGCGAUGGCCUCACUGAUGCAUUGCUGUAUGUGAUUCAAUCUGCUCUGGGGAGUAGUGAGAUUGACAGCAAGACGAUUGAGAAUUGCGUCUGCAUCUUGAGGAACCUUUCUUAUCGACUGGCAGCAGAAACAGCCCAGGGACAGCAAAUGGGGACGGAUGAAUUUGACGGGCUACUUUGCAGUGACAGCAACGGGAAGGAUAGCGAGAGCUCAGGUUGUUGGGGCAAGAAGAAGAAGAAAAAGAAAGGCCAGAAUCAGUGGGAUGGUGUUGGACCUCUUCCAGAAGCGGCGGACCCACCAAAGGGUAUACAGCUCUUGUGGCAUCCUUCAAUUGUCAAACCCUACCUCACACUUUUGUCAGAAUGCUCGAAUCCAGAUACCCUUGAGGGGGCGGCAGGAGCCUUGCAGAACCUGGCAGCAGGGAGCUGGAAGUGGUCCAUUUACAUCCGUGCUGCAGUCCGGAAGGAGAAGGGUUUGCCCAUUCUCGUGGAGCUGCUGAGAAUAGACAAUGACCGUGUGGUGUGUGCCGUCGCCACUGCGUUACGAAAUAUGGCCUUGGAUGUCAGAAACAAGGAGCUCAUUGGCAAAUACGCCAUGCGGGAUCUUGUCCACCGUCUUCCUGGAGGCAGUGGCAACACUGGCACCGGCACUGGCACUGGCACUGGCACCAGUGCAAUCAGCAAAACCAUCUCCGAUGAGACGAUAACUGCCAUUUGUUGCGCUUUGCAUGAAGUCAUUACGAAAAAUAUGGAAAAUGCCAAGGCCUUGCGAGACUCGGGAGGAAUCGAGAAGCUCAUCAGCAUCGCCAAGAGUAAAGGAGACAAGCAUUCACCGAAGGUGGUGAAGGCAGCAUCCCAAGUCCUGAACAGCAUGUGGCAAUAUCGAGAUCUGAGGAGCCUCUACAAGAAGGACGGAUGGUCUCAGUAUCAUUUUGUGGCCUCAUCUUCCACAAUUGAGCGGGACAGACAGAGGCCCUACUCCUCCUCACGCACUCCCUCCAUAUCACCAGUAAGGAUGUCCCCGAACAAUCGCUCAGCGAGUGCCCCAGCCUCUCCUCGAGAGAUGAUCAACUUAAAGGAAAGAAAGUCAGACUAUGACACAACCGGAACCAACUCUGGCUACCACGGGAGUAAAGGCGAGCACAUCUCUAGAAAAGAUACUCUUCCAGGUGAGCAAACUGGAACUGGAUCAGGCUACAGGAAUUCCUAUGCUACUCCCGUUGAAGCUACCAAGCACAACCAGGUCUCAUCACAACCUGCUGCACAGGAACCCAGUAGGAAAGACUAUGAUACCUAUCAGGCCUAUCAAAACUCAACAGCAAAUUACGAUGACUCUUUCUUUGAGGAUCAAGUGCACAGUCGCCCAGCGGCCAGUGAAUACAACAUGCAUCUCGGCCUGAAGUCAACUGGCAAUUAUGUUGAUUUCUACUCUGCCGCCCGUCCCUAUAGCGAGUUAAACUACGAGACGAGCCACUACCCGGCCUCACCCGACUCCUGGGUGUAA